AUGGAGACAUGGCUGAAAGCCGCCAGAGACCAAGCCGCAAAGAUCGGCGAAGACAUUCAGAAACAGGCCAUCUUGCUGGCCGAUGAUGCCGCGCAGAAGGGCAAGCGUGAGCUCAGUUUCCGCGAGGGUGGUCUCGGCUUCGAGUUGAAUGGUGUUUAUGUUGCCUCGGUUGACCCGGACGGCCAAGCGCAUCAACUUGGAGUGCAACAAGGAGACAAGCUUGUGUCCAUUGCAGGCUAUGUCAUCCCAGAGAAUCCCAAAGAGGAGUCUGUCAAGAAAUGGCUCGACGAGAUGAUCCGGCCCGGGAGGCUCACGUUUGUGUCCGAGGCGAUGAAGGACGGAACAAUUUCAGCCUCCGCGGUUGUCUUCCCCAAAGAGGCAGACUUUGCAGACACUGGCCUCACGGCAUUUCCAGAGCAAAGCUGGCAAGAAGAUGAUCUCGUGGUGGUGCUGCCCGAAAUGUCGACCGGAAAGGAAGUUGCCAUCUCAAAGGCGUCUACGCAGCAUGCCUCUUCCCUCGCAAACGUCAGCACUGAGACCCAACUUAGAGCAGAGCUUUAUGCUGCUCGCGACGAAGUCCAAUCGCUGGAGCGAGAGCUGGAAGACUGCCGCCAAGAGUGCUACGAGCUUCGCCACUUCGCAGCCGAGAAGGCAGAGGACACCAGCUUGCGCUCGGGAUCUCGAGAAGCACUGCGCUUGAGAAGAGCAUUGGAGCAACUGGAGCAAGCGCAGAAGGAGGCCGAGGAGAGCCUCAUGGGGCUCCGAGGGGUUCCAUCGCGCGGCAGCUGA
Molecule: messenger RNA, 789 nt
Organism: Symbiodinium sp. CCMP2592
Lineage: Eukaryota; Dinophyceae; Suessiales; Symbiodiniaceae
Source: the annotation of a GenBank genome assembly